AGCGUGCUUUAGCGCAUCUGGAUAUUAGGAGCUUCAUCAUGGCCAACAGCUACGUUAAGCCGAAGGAGAAAACGUUGCAAAACCUACGAGAUAUUGCUAAUCGCCUUCGGAUUCACUCUAUUCGGGCAACUUGCGCUUCGAACUCCGGACACCCAACAUCAUGUUGCAGUGCUGCAGAGAUCAUGUCUGUGUUGUUCUUUCAUACCAUGCACUACAGGCCAAAUGAACCAGGCCACCCCAGCAAUGACCGCUUUGUGCUCUCUAAGGGCCAUGCUGCACCUAUACUUUAUGCUGCAUGGGCAGAAGUAGGUUUUAUCAAGGAACCUGAGCUGCUAAAUUUGAGGAAAAUAGACUCUGAUCUGGAAGGUCACCCAACUCCUAGACUUCCUUUUGUGGAUGUGGCCACUGGUUCCUUGGGGCAGGGUCUGGGAGCUGCCUGUGGAAUGGCCUAUACAGGGAAAUACUUUGAUAAAACAAGUUACCGAAUUUACUGCCUACUGGGUGAUGGUGAAUUCUCUGAGGGAUCAGUAUGGGAAGCUCUACAAUUUGGCUCUCAUUAUCAAUUGGAUAAUCUAGUGGCCAUUAUUGAUGUGAACCGUCUGGGACAAAGUGAAGCAGCACCACUGGGUCAUGAUACAGAUGUUUAUCACAAGCGCUGUGAAGCCUUUGGAUGGAAUACCUAUGUUGUGGAUGGUCAUGAUAUGGAGGAACUAUGCCAGGCUUUGUGGCAAGCAAGUCAACAGAAGGGGAAGCCCACCAUGAUUGUGGCCAAGACUUUCAAAGGACGGGGAAUCCCAGAUGUGGAGAAUGCAGACAAUUGGCAUGGAAAGCCCAUUCCAAAAGACAAAGUGGAAUCUGUUAUUUCUACCAUUCAGAGUCAAAUCCAGACUAGUGAUGUUUGUACUAUCCAGCCACCUGCUCAAGAUGUGCCACCAGUCAAUACUGUGGAUAUCAAAAUGCCUUCUUUACCUACCUAUAAUAUAGGAGAAAAGGUGGCUACCCGCAAAGCCUAUGGUUUAGCUCUGGUAAAACUGGGAAACACUAACAAGCAUGUGGUUGUUUUGGAUGGUGACACUAAAAACUCCACUUUUGCUGAGCUUUUCAAACAGGCCCAUCCAGAACGCUAUAUAGAAUGUUACAUUGCUGAGCAGAACAUGGUGAGUGUCGCUGUGGGCUGUGCUGCUAGGAACCGCACCAUUGCAUUUGCCAGCACCUUUGCUGCCUUUUUCACUCGAGCAUUUGACCAUAUCCGGAUGGCUGCUAUCUCCCAAUCAAACAUUAAACUUUGUGGGUCACACAGUGGGGUUUCUAUAGGAGAAGAUGGGCCCUCUCAGAUGGCUUUGGAAGAUCUAGCCAUGUUCAGAACUAUUCCAGGUUGUACUGUGUUUUACCCAAGUGAUGCAGUCUCCACGGAGUAUGCUGUUUCUUUGGCAGCAAACACCAAGGGAAUAUGCUUCAUUCGUACUAGUCGUCCAGAAACUCCUAUCCUGUAUUCUCAGGAAGAAAAUUUUGAGAUUGGCCAUGCCAAGGUAGUCCGUAUAAAUGAUGCUGACAGAGUAGUUGUUAUUGGAGCAGGUGUCACACUUCAUGAAGCCCUUUCAGCUGCUGAUGAACUAGCCAAACAAGGAAUCUAUAUCAGGGUAAUUGAUCCAUUUACAAUCAAACCUUUGGAUGCUGAUACCAUCAUUUCCAAUGCCAGAGCCACUGGGGGGCAUAUCAUUACAGUUGAGGAUCAUUACAAAGAAGGUGGUAUUGGUGAAGCUGUGGCUGCAGCUGUCUCCGGAGAACCUGGUAUUUUAGUCCAAAGUCUAGCUGUGUCAGGUGUGCCUCGGAGUGGAAAACCUGCUGAGCUCUUAGAUCUCUUUGGGAUCAGUGCAAAACACAUAAUAACAGCUGUGAAGAGCACCUUUGCCAAUUGAUUUGACAGGAAUGAAGGAAAGAAGGGUUAUGAAAUUAUGAAAAUGGAUUCUGAAGAGCAGGGGGACAACUGUUUAGUUCUUUAAGUAGCCAACCAAAAGUAACCACUUAUGAUCCCCAAACAUGCAUUUUUAACUUUUAAUUUGACAAUUGCAGUUAAUAUUAAUUUCAUGGGUUUUUGACAAGAUUCUGAGUGCAAAUAAGCUUAAAUUGUUUUGUAACAGAGUUCUCAUCCCAUCAGUAUGUCAUUCCUUCUAAUUUUUAUCUGUAAUUGCAUAUUAAUUGGAUCUGACUAUUCCACAUGGACCAAUAACGCUCAUCUUAUUGGAGUUUAUGAUUACCUUUUCUUGUGCUUGAUUCCUAACCUACUUGACUCUCUCCUCUUCAGCCUGACAUUCCAAAAUUGAGCUGGGUAGAUUUUCUAUGAGCUAUUUCCUGCCUGAAAGAGUUAAUGCAUAAUUAGUUUUUAUUGAACAAAAAUGCAAAUAUGGGAAUGUAAUCAUCUAAAUUCUUCAAAUAUAUAUUACUAAUGGUACUGGCUUAAGAUUUCUGAUAUAAAUAUUAAGUAUGGAAUGGUUCUAAGGAGAUGCAGGCUUAAGUCCAGCUUCCUCUACAGCAGCUCGCAAUGGUUUGGGUCCAUUCAUACUCUCAAAAAACCUACCUCACAAGUUGUGGGGGAAAAUGGAAACAGGAAGCUGUUUAUAUGCUUGCUAUGAGUUCCUGAAGGAAAGGAGGAUAUUAACUUAACAAAUAAGUAGACUUAAAUGUGAACAAGAUAAUGUUUCUGUAUUACAUGUGCUUUUACUGCCAUCAAGCAAAUCAAUAAA
Pseudonaja textilis is the source of this 2744-nucleotide messenger RNA. The record is from RefSeq and is a predicted model, not a curated record. NCBI's taxonomy places the organism in Eukaryota, Metazoa, Chordata, Lepidosauria, Squamata, Elapidae.